Topomyia yanbarensis is the source of this 1067-nucleotide messenger RNA. RefSeq names its product tRNA methyltransferase 10 homolog A. The coding region runs from base 92 to 1003 and encodes 303 amino acids. Lineage: Eukaryota; Metazoa; Arthropoda; Insecta; Diptera; Culicidae. Gene Ontology annotation, biological process: tRNA N1-guanine methylation. The transcript has 2 exons. Gene Ontology annotation, cellular component: nucleoplasm; nucleus. The record is from RefSeq and is a predicted model, not a curated record. Gene Ontology annotation, molecular function: tRNA binding.
UUGAUUUAAAAGGUUUGAAAUAAAAACAAACUUCUGUUGUGGAUAUAGCAUGUGGUGGAAUUCAUUCAUUAGAGAUUAAAAACCAGUCAAGAUGAAUGUCGAAUCAAACAGUGUUACUAUUGUGAGUAAACCAGUUUCCAGUCCAGAACCAGCUCAAACCACAGAUGCCACGACGACAUCCCUGGAGGAAGGUCCCAUGUCCAAACGGCAGCGUAAAAAGCUGCUCAAACUACAGCAAUGGGAAGUUAAGAAAAAGGAUAAACGGCUCAAGGAGAAGGAAAAAAUGAAACAACGAAAGCUGGAAGCGAUAGAGACCGGACAACCAAUACGGAACGGUCCCAGCAGAAAGGAACUGAAACGAAACAAAGUUGACUAUAGCAAAUCGGACAUUACGAUCGUCGUGGAUCUCAGCUUCGACGGGAUGAUGAUCGACAAGGAUGUGGCAAAGUGUGUGAAACAACUGCUCAGGAUCUACACUAUGAACCGUAGAUCGGAGAAACCUAUCCCGCUGCAUUUUACUGGUAUUAAAGAGGGAGGUGCCAUCGAAAGGCAUCUCAAACGAAACGAUGGCUAUCAGCAUUGGGAUGUUAGGUUCAGUGCGGAUUCAUUUUUGAACAUGUUUGAUAAACAAAAAUUAGUUUAUUUAACUAGCGAAUCGGAUAACGUUUUGUCUGAGCUGGAAAAGGAUCACGUGUACGUUAUUGGAGGUUUGGUAGAUCACAAUCAGCAUAAAGGGCACUGUCACACGCUAGCCAGCGAAAUGGGAAUCAAGCAUGCUCGGUUACCACUGAGUGAGCAUGUUGUGAUAAAGACAAGAACAAUACUGACUAUCAAUCAGGUUUUUGAAAUCCUGAUGAAAAUUCAACUCGGAAGAAAAUGGCAGGAUACACUUCUCGAGGUGCUACCGAUGCGAAAGGGAGCAAAACCAAUAGAAGGAACUAAGGUUGAACAUAUUUUAGGAGAUGUUGUACAGACUGUACAUCAAAAUAUCGCCUCUAGCUAGCACAAUAUUUCACGUUUGUUACUUCUUUAUACCGGAAUGUAAUAAAUGAAAUUAUUACUGUUUU